Podarcis lilfordi (Lilford's wall lizard) is the source of this 14425-nucleotide messenger RNA. Lineage: Eukaryota; Metazoa; Chordata; Lepidosauria; Squamata; Lacertidae. The record is from the annotation of a GenBank genome assembly.
AUUAUCACUGUUUUCAGCGCCAGAGAAGCAGUAAGGACAGAGCUUAAUCUUCACACCCUUCACAUCGCAUCUGUCUGACCCUCCUUCCCACUCAGAAGAGAAACUCAAAGGUACCUGCAAAGGGCUUAUUUUAGGGGAGGGGAGCCAUCUGGGGUAGUAAUUUCUAGUUAUUUCUAGAAAUGAAAUUAUUUUAUUCUACAAAUAAAACAAAAAAUGAUUUCUAGAAAUAAAAUAAAAUCAAUUCGUUAUUUUAAGAGUAAGAACCUAAUCGGCAGGGAAAACAGAAUCUAACCUUUUGUUAUCCCUAAGACGCAUCACACCUCUCCCUUUCCUUCGUUCCCCUCGACUCCAAAUCAUUUCUAAACUUCGGUGUGACAGAUAUAGAUUCUAUAAUGAGGUCUACCUGGCUUUAGGGGUGGGGAAAUCUGUCCUGUCCGCUCUCUCUUAGUCUGGCCCGGUCCACUCUUCAGUUCUUCACAUCAGUUUGCAAUUCUUGAAAAAAAAGGGAAAAAAAGUCCUCAAAAUCCACCAGCAUUUUAGUUUGAAUUGCUUCUAAUACGCACAUUUAUCUAUGCAGUUUUGCAUAAUAGACACACUCUUUGCACAGUGUUAUUUUCUGUAAUGCAUUUUCCCCAAAGUAAUCCAUUUCUAGGCAUACUUUGCUCAAGUCUAUGCAAUUUUGCACACAACACUCAGCUGAAGAGCGACACUGCAAAAUUCAGAAAAGUGCAAAUUCCCAAAAUAUGUCUGUGUUUUGGUUCAUGAAUUGUUUCAGAAAGUGCAGAUCAGGGAGCUCACAUGAGAACUGAAUCCACUUUGCCCUCUCCCAUCCCUACCUCAAGCCAGGCAAAACCAUAUUUCUUCUCCCAUGCAUUUGACGGAGUCGGAUAAUCUUACUGUCAUUUGUUUCUGCUCUGCUGCUGAAGUUCUUGCAGUUUUUUUAAAGGUUAUCGUGUGGAUUUCGUUGCAAUGCAUUGUGCUUUUUCUGAUUUUAUGUUGUGAUUUAUGCUUUUGAAGUUUUCAAAGUUUUGUAAGUCACUUGCAGAUUCCUUAUGUGGCGAGUGAAUAAUACAUCGGAGGAGGAGGAGGAGGAAGGAGGAGGAGAAAAAGAAGAGGGGGAAGAAUAAGAAGAGGAGGAGGAGAAGGAAGAGAAAGGAGGGGGGGAAGAGGAGAAGAAAAAGGGAGAGAAGAAAAAGGAGAAGAAAAAGGAGGAGGAGAGGAAGGGGAAGGAAGAAGAGAAGAGGAAGAAAAAAGAGGAGGCAAUAAUAAUAAUAAUCCAGUGAUUGUUAUAUAAAGAGCCGAAAUAUAUAAAUACAAAGUGUCAAGGACCUCCCUGCCAUAAGCGACAGAGAAAGCUCUGAAGAAGGAAGAGGUCUGGAUGGGGGGAGGACACCCUCCUCAAGCUCUUUUGCCUAACUGGAACAUGUCAUCGAAAUGCGAAAAUGGCUCUUGCUCAUCUGGUUGCAGGGUGUGUGAAUGCAGAAAGAACUCCUGGCCUUUGGCAAGACUAAAAUGUAAUUUACUGUCCAAAGAUAAGAGUUCCAGCUGUUCCUUAACCUGCUUUAUAUUCUGGCCUGGCCCAGAAGACAUUUAUUAGGAGCAAUUAUAACCCACUUUUCACUGGAUGUUUUCAACUCCAGAGGAGGAACAGAACACCCACCCACCCACACACACACCAAGGUCCAUUAGAAAGGCCAAAUAACAAACCACAGCUCUAUUAACAUGGUUCAGUCAGUCUUCACCUCAUCCAGACUCUCACCUUGAGCAGCAUGAAUUGCAGCCCACAAGCAUCCACUGCACAAACCUCCCUCCCUUUUCUAUACUAGCAACAGAUAACACCAAAAGGCGAAAGAGAAAGAGGAUGGGAAUAAGCCUGUUAUGGCCUGGGAAUCUGAUUCAGAGGCUGAACCGGAGGAAUCCCAGCCUGCACAGGAGUCCCCGCCUCCAGGGGAGGCGGGGCAGGGGCUUGAAUCUGAAGGGCCUGCACCUGUGCCGAAUCCUCAGGAGCAGACACCAGAUGAAUCCACUCUGGCUCCGGAGGUGAUUGAGGACCCAUUGCCUGCAGGUGCUCCUCUCCCAGCUCUGUCAGGAGAAGGUGAGGCUGCCUCUGGGUCCAGUAACCCUCCAGCCUCUCCUGAGCUGCAGAGGCUCAGGGCAGAGAGGCAGAGGGAACUAGGUUCUCUCAGGAGGAGUGCUCGCCUUAAGGCCAGGAGAGGCGAGUCACCUGUGGGCCGGGACCGCCCUAGGCCCCAGAGGAGAUAAAGGCCAGUCAGCCCAGUCCCAGGUUGCGGGAGCAAUGACGUUGGAAACCUGUUUCUGCCAGCACCCAGACCUGUUUUUCCAGAGUUCCCGACCACGCCCGGCUUCUUGCUUUGGACCCUGUUUCCCCCUUGGUGGACAGUCUCCAGACCCUCAGCCCAGGACCAGACUCUGACCACGCCUCACGGUAACCCCCCCCCCCCGGGACCAGCACAAAGCCACAGCUCAUAUCUGGCUGCAUCCUGAUGUUGGGAAAGAUGGAGGGCACAAGGAGAAAGGGACGACAGAGGACGAGAUGGUUGGACAGUGUUCUUGAAGCUACCAGCAUGAGUUUGACCAAAGUGCGGGAGGCAAUGGAAGACAGAAGUGCCUGGUGUGCUCUGGUCCGUGGGGUCACGAAGAGUCGGACACGACUAAACGACUAAACAACAACAACAGUGCAUCCAGCACUAACUUGUUUGGUUAGCUGUGUAUACAAAUUCCGCACCUAUCCUGCAGUUUCUUGUGAAACACUGCGCUUUGAUGCAUUCUUCCACUCCCUCUCAAAAAAACCCCUACCACAAUUUGGUUCUAAAUUAGGGUGAAGAAAAAGUGAGCCCUCUGGUGUGGACAUAAAGCAGGUGACUUAGGCUCUGUUCACACUCCCGUUUAAUGUCCACUCACUGUGUUUCCAGUGUGGGGGGAGUGUUAAUUCAUGUUCACACAACAUCAUUCCAAUUGCAUAUGUAUCCCGUACUUUGUUAUGGCCAGGGCUGUCUUAAGCAUAUGCGGCGCCGGGGUGUAAAAAUCCACCCAUUGCCCCCCCCCGGUUGCCCAGUCCCAGGUGCACAGGAGAGUGGAGCCGGCCAGCCGCCUCAGCUUCUUGCUGGCUCGGUUGCCCCCAAACUCGUGGUGCAGAUCCGCCCACAGCAGAAGAGCCCACUGCGGCACUCCGACCGGUGGGCGGGCUCUUCCCAGCCUGGUGCCCCUGAGAGCCCAGAGCCCGGGUGCCCUGCACCCCUAGCACCUAUGGGUAAGACGGCCUUGGUUAUGACAUCCUGCUGUUGUAUGCAUUGCUUCCCAAACUAGCACCAAUUGCAGUCCUUGAGUCAGUGGUUUUCAACCAAUGUGCCAUGGCACCCUCGGGUGCCUUGAAUGAUGGUCGGGGUGCUGCUGGCAACAUCGGCCUCUGUCCCUCUUUCCUUCCCUCCCUCCUCUUGCAGGUCUGCCUCCCAAAGGCUUGUGCAGCUGUUUGUUGCAGCAGCCCUGGCUGCAAGCUCCCCAGGAGAAUGGUGCCUCUGGGGCUGGCCAGGGGGUGCUGGUUGCCAGGAGCCGAGGCUGUCUUGGAGUAAGCAAGCAAGUGGGUGAGAGAGCCCAGCCAGCCGGUCCGCCAGCCCUUGCUGUUGGGAAUGGACAGACAAGUGGGAGGCCAGGCAAGCAGAUGCCACGCUGGCCUUUUGUGUGCUUGCUGUGGGAGCUGAGUGCCCGGUGCUGAAGGGGAGCCUUUCCACUUUGCAGGCCUGGCAAUGCCCACUGCUGCCGCUGCCGCCUCCCAAGGUAAAAUGCUGGCCUCACGUCUACCUUUGGCCAGUCUCUGUUGAGCCACUAAGGCUGGGGGCAUCCUCUUCACAGCCCCCUGUGGGGUGGUGUGAGAAGGCACUUCUCUUUGGGGUGGGGGCCAGCUCAGAGACCGGGGCAGCAGUGGUGACUGCCCAGAGGACUCCCAAGAAGAGGACAGAGGAGAGGAAGCUGAGGGAACCCUCUACAAGGGAGUGUAUCUGAAAAGGGGUGAGGGACUACCGGCCCUGCAGGCAAGGGGUGACAUAACUGGGCUCCUGAGCCCCACAGGGGAGCUGCAGUUGGAUUUAGAAAAGUUCAAAACCUCUGCCUUAAGCCAUUCCUUGUUCAUCUCUAGCUAUAGUACAGUGGUACCUCUGGUUAAGAACUUAAUUCGUUCCGCAGGUCCUGUUCUUAACCUGAGGUACCACUUUAGCUAAUGGGGCCUCCUGCUGACGCCACGCGAUUUCUGUUCUCAUCCUGAGGUAAAGUUCUUAACCCGAGGUACUAUUUCUGGGUUAGCGGAUUCUGUAACCUGAAGCGUAUGUCACCCGAAGCGUCUGCAAUCUGAAUCGUCUGUAACCUGAGGUACCACUAUUAGGACAUAUUUGCAUAGUGGGGAAGAAAUCCCCAUUAAUGCCUCCUGGUGUGUAGGCCGAAAGAAAUGAAUCUGACACUAAUGAAGCCAUGCUGAUGUGAACAGCUGGUGGGGGGGGAGCUGUGAAAUGCACCAUUACUGUGAAUAUGCCCUUGUAUACACAUCAAACUGUGCUGAUGUGUACAACAAGGCGCCAAUGUGGUUUGAAAUGCAGCAAAGAAAGAAAGAGAGAACCUCCUUGCUGCAAUUUUAGGUUGGUAUUGAGUAGACUUCCUUCCCUUCUUCCCAGUUCUCACAAGACUUACGAACUUUGAGGCCAGUAGGGAUACAAGCAGUGGCGAUUUGCUGGCUUCCCGCAAUGCUGUGCUGCGUAUUGGCUAAGCCAAAUGGCGUUCAGCCUCAGGAGAGCAGAGGCCUAUGGCAAUGCUCCUUCAAUUGUCAAGGCUGAAGAUCUGUCAUAAGUCACACAUCAUUUUCUCCUCUUCCUAGAUCUCACCAAGUAAUCUGUUGACAACCAACUGUAGAUCAGCUUCCGAUUCAAAGCAGAGAAUUAAGGUAAGAUAGAGCCUUCCUUUGAUGCCUCCUCAAUCCUAGUGAUUUUUAGACUCAGCCAUCUGGGGAUAAACAAACAAACAAACAAACAAACAAACAAACAAACAAUAAAUGUAGAUCUAUCUCCUGAGUCAAUGUUUCUUUUUAUUUUAAAAAAUGUUCAGGGUUAACCUAUUACAGUAUUUGUAAGAAUGGAUUCCAAAUAUCAUUGAAUUUCUCCAUGGCAAGUCUGCGUUUAUAUGCAAGUUGUUUGUAUAUUUUGAGUUUGUAUAAGUCUUCAGUCCAAUCAUAGAAGGGAGACGCAUUUUUAUUUUUUCCAAUUCAUCAGUAUCAGUCUUUUUGCUGUGGAAAGGGCACAGAGAGUCCACUCAUAUUGUCCUUUUGUAAGGUUCCAUGUGCUGGGAAUAUAAUUCAAAAGGAUAUUUUGCUCUGUAAAUGUAAAGUCGUUCCUUGCAGUUCUGUUGAUAGUUUCAGUUACCCUCUACCAAAAAUAUUUCAAUAUAGGACAAUGGAAAAAAACCACACAUGUGUUUUAGAGAAGCAUUAUCCCUGUUGCAUCUCCAACAGUUAGAUGCCUUAGAUAGCUCUUUUUUAAACAAACAUGACGGGGUCAAGUAUAUUCUAAGAUCCGGUGGACUACAAUAACAACCUUGUAAAGUAUACAGCUUUGGGUCCCCUUCCCCUCUUUAUUUUCCUUUCUACACAGGUUCUGUUUCUCUUUUUCUUUCUCUGUCUUUUAUUUACGUCUCACCAUGUUUAGUGGCGGGUGGCGCUGUGGUCUAAACCACUGAGCCUACUUGGAAGUAACAAAUAGGUCUAGGGGUAGAAUAAGGAUAUGUGGUAGUAAACAUUAAGGAUUAGAAGAUUAAUAAAGGAGAAGAGAUAAGUAAAUGAAAGGAGUUAAUAUUAUUAGAAAUAUGAACUUGGAGAAUUGUUAUAAAUGUGAUAUAAUGAAAUUCAGUUAGAGGGAUUCGAGGAAGUCAGCUAUCAAUGUUAUGAAAAUUAGGUAUUAGAAGAAAUAAUUUAUUUUUAUGUUUAAUUUUAUUGUAUUGUAAUGUGUUUUUCUUUGUUGUGUGUUUUGUGUUUCUUUGUUAUGUCAUUUUGUGAUAAAUGUGGAAAAUCAAUAAAAAAAAUUGGAAAGAAAAUAAACCAGUGAGCCUAGGGCUUGCCAAUCGGAAGGUCGGUGGUUCGAAUCCCUGCGAUGGGUUGAGCUCCCGCUGCUCAGUCCCUGCUCCUGCCAACCUAGCAGUUCGAAAGCACAUCAAAGUGCAAGUAGAUAAAUAGGUACUGCUCCAGCAGGAAGGUAAACGGCGUUUACGUGCGCUGCUCUGGUUCGCCAGAAGCGGCUUAGUCAUGCUGGCCACAUGACCCGGAAGCUGUCUGUGGACAAACGCCGGCUCCCUCGUCCUAUAGAGCGAGAUGAGCGCCGCAACCCCAGAGUUGUUCGUGACUGGACCUAACGGUCAGGGGUCCCUUUCCCUUUCCCUUUAUGUUUAGUGUACAUAUAAUUAUGUACUUUUUGAACUUUCAAUAAAGAAAAAUAAACAAUUGAAAAAAUUGUUCAGGGUUGAAGUGGGGGCAGUCACAUAGCUGGGGGGGGCGGGGUGCACUGGGCGGCACUUACCUUGGGGGCAGCAUGCUGGAGCCCAAGGUGACACCCAAGUCAAGGCACUUCAGAGCACGGCAUCCCACUCCCCAAAGUAGCCCGGCCUGGGGCUGUGCUUGCAGGGCGCUGAGCUGCUGGGUCCCCCACCACCCCAUGCCAGAGGGCAGCUGAGAAGGGCGCAACUGGCAUGUGUUGACCCUGCGAGUGGCACUGGGCCUGCAGUGAGCCUGAGCCACGGUGUCUCUGCUGGGAGGGAUGAAGUGGCUCCCCACCCAAAAAAGCAACAUGGGGCUGGCCUCUGCCCACUGCCUCCCCCUCAGCCACCCUCAGUCAAUAUUGAAAUCUUCAUGGUGCUGAAAUUCAUUAAAAAAUAUUUUUUAAAAAAGAUUGCUGCCCUGGAGGAUGACCAUAUGAAUUCUGGGGGUGGGGGAGAAAACAAUGGUCUUGACCUUUAAAGCCCUUUGUGGCUUAGGGCCCUCGUAUCUACGGGACCGCCUCUCCUGGUAUGCCCCGCAGAGGACCGUAAGGUCCAUGAAUAACCAUAGUUUAGAGGUCCCGGGCCCUAAGGAAGUCAGACCAUCCUCCACCAGGGCCAGGGCCUUCUCAGUGAUGGCUCCGACCUGGUGGAAUGCUCUGUCCCAUGAAACCAGGGCCCUUCAGGAUUUAACCUCCUUCCGUCGGGCCUGUAAGACAGACCUAUUCCACCUGGCCUUUAAUUUGAAUUCAGCCUGAACUUUUAUUUCCCUUCUCUUCCCUCCCCCUCCCCUUUUAUGAAGAUCACCCGCUCUGAGACCCCACAGCUAAUUCUCCCCUGGUCUCCUCGCUGGCCCAAGUAGGACUGAAGGGAGGGUUUCCCCAAACCUGACUGUGAAGUCACCCCACCUAGGCCUCAAAACUUCAACUAGGCCUCAAGACUUCCCAAUUACUUUCUUUGAGGAUUCAGUAGCUAAAAAGCAUUUGCUAUGCUGUAACAAAAAGAAGCUGAGAGAACGAAGCUUUCUGUUUCCCAGGCUUUCAGUUGGUCUUGCCAGCAGCAUAUCCAACUUUGCAACCUUCUCAGCGCUGGCGCACAGACCCCGGGAAUGGCGCCAGGAGAACCAGAUAGAAACAAUUCUAUUCAUCAUAAAUGGAGAUUGUUUCUGCCAACAUACCUGUGCAAACUCGUGAGGCUGGAUCCCUGGGAAAGGGGAGGGAAGGAAAAGGGCCUGAAAAAAGGGAUAUAAACUGAAUGUAAAAUGCUUUCAGGUGAACUUGCUUGUGAACACAGGUUCCUUUCUGCUACUCCGGCUAGCAGGAAUAAAGACUCUUUCUCUGAAUUAAGCCCUCGUUGUCUGUUUGACUCCUUCCUCCCUUCCCCGGGAGCAAUGCUCAUCCUACCCAUGGGAAAGGCCUGAAAGGCUACAGGACCAAUUCAGCCAGCUAACCCUGGGGAUUAUCUAAUUGAUUUUUGAUUUUUGAAUUUCAUUGUUAUUCAUGUUUUUAUACUGUAUUUUAUGCUGCUUUUAUAAUUAAGUGUUUUAAAUUUGUUGUUAGCCACCCUGAGCCCGGUUUUUGAACCAGGAAGGGCGGGGUAUAAAUAAAAAAUUAUUAUUAUUAUUAUUAUUAUUAUUAUUAUUAUUAUUAUUAAUGGGACAAGGUGGGAGGGAGGGAGGGGCAAAAGAUAAAUGUCAGCAUAAUUCAGGCUGACAAGUAUUCUUUGCAGAAUAAACACAACAACAAAAACCUUUGUCUAUUUUACAAAAAAUGUUGGUUAACUCCUGCUCUUCUUAAUAUAAUUGCGGGGGGUGGGGUUGAUGUUUUUCAGCCCAAAGGCCGUAUUAUUCCCUUCCGGGCAAACGUUUGAUGUAGGCCAGGCCAAACGCGGGAAGAUCAGCGAGUGCUAAUUUUUACCUUUGUAUGCUGGGCUCAUUUCUACACAUAUCUGUGAACCACUCUCUGUCCCCCAACUCAGGCAGGUGAAAAGCAGAAUCAGAGUUCAAGGACUCAUUCAAGGACCAGGGAAAAGCAUUCAGGGAAGGGUGCGAAGCAGGCUAAGGUGUGUGGCCUGGGGACAGUGGAUGUGGCUGAGGAGGGAGUGUGGCUUGAGAGAGUCCCAAAGGCCAGAGAUAGAUAGAUAGAUAGAUAGAUAGAUAGAUAGAUAGAUAGAUAGAUAGAUGAGCGAGAGAGAGAGACAGGGGGGUACAGUAUAUUUACAUAGGAACACAGGAAGUAGCCUUACAGUGAGUCAGAGUACUGGUCAACUCACUGGUCAACUGUCACGGACUGUUAGGUCACAGUGGAUUGUUGGGUGGCACCAACUGAGUGGUCAGAGGGAGAAGAGGGAGCAGAUUGGGAGGGAGGAGGUGUCAGAAGCUGAAGAAGAGGCAACAGGGCUUAGUGAGCAGGAAGAGUCUGUGGUAGAGAGGAGUCCAGAAUCAGAGGCAGAAGUGGAAGCAGGAGAGUGGGAUGAGGGUGGCCAAGAGGCAGAGAUGAGCCAGGCUGGUGAAGAAGCACUGGGGAGAUCUAUCCCUCCUGCUGUUGUGGUAGCGGCCCAAAGGGCCACAAUAAAUGUGAUAAUGUGGACCCCUGUAAAUCCUUGAGUGUGCUUCUAAUAGAGAAUGGGCAUAAAUCUGACAUCAGGAAUCACAAGACAGAGAAACCAUUAGGAGAACACUUCAAUCUCCCCAGGACAUUCUAUACAAGAUCUCAAAGUAGCUGUCUUAUUACAAAAGAAUUUCAGAAACAGACUGGAAAGAGAAGUUGCUGAAUUGCAACUUAUUACCAAACUUAAAACCAUGGAGAGACCUGGUCUGAAUAGAGACAUUGGAUUCUUACCUCAUUAGACACGAUAAAGCUAUUUUUAGUCAUCUCACCCUUUGCUUUUUCCUGUAAGACCAAUUGCAGUCCUUAACAGUCGUCAACAGGUUUACCACACCUAUCAGCCAAUCACCCAUUCCCACCUCCCUUCUGAGUAAUACCCCUCCCCACCCUCUCACUAUAUGUAAGGGUCUGGUGACUUCUGUUUCAGUGUAUCUGAAGAAGUGUGCAUGCACACGAAAGCUCAUACCAAUAACAAACUUAGUUGGUCUCUAAGGUGCUCCUGGAAGGAGUUUUUUUUAAUUUUGUUUCGACUACGGCAGACCAACACGGCUACCUACCUCUAGCAGCCCGUUCACAGCAGAAGUCCAUGGUCCUUUCUCCAGGAUGGUGUGUGUCUAAUUUACCCUGCAGGCCUUGUUUGUUGGAAAGUCUGUUUACCCAGGUCAAAUGGAGAGCAAAGGUUGGAGAGAUUAAAUCGAGAUAUGGAAAUAUGGAAACAUCGAUGAGAGGCAGGACUGAGAUCUGGAUAUGCUUUGAGGUUCAGACUGUGGGAAGUCGUAAAAUCAAAAUUACAAUUUGGAAGACAAUUUGAUCUUUUUUAUUUUUAUUGGAUUAUGAUUUGAAAUGUUAAUUGGAUGUUUUUUAUUGGAAAAUCAAUAAACGCUCUAACAACAAAAAAAAAAGGAGAGCAAAGGAACCAACAAGGGGGGUGAUAGGUACCUUUUCAUUUCUAGAAAAGCUUGAAUCAUGCAUUUAAGUGUCCUUUAAUUAAUUUUUUUUUAAUUGUCCCGGUGCAGGGAUCUGAACGAGGAUGACUGCAUUUGAUGGAAUCCCAACCUCUCUCUCAGCGGACCUCUUUUUCCGGAACAUGCUGUUGGCCAAGACCAAGGAAGAACCCAACAGCAAAAUGUUCUCCUGUUUCAGCUGCGCCCUGGAGAACCUCCAGAGGGAGCCACCAUGUGUGAGAAGCAAUGCCCAUCUCACCGUUUCUGAUGGGCGCAAUCUGAUGGAGUUCACCUCGGGCGACGGUUCGUGCGCAGUCACAGUCUUCCACAAUCAAGGCAAAGUGCACUACAAUGUCUUGGUACCCAACUGGGACCUCUACUUUGCUCGUCUCUGCUCUAAUCCGCAGCCUCUCAGCCUUAGUAAUAUCCUUAGCAUCCGUGGUCAUCUACAUAACUGGGGUUCCUUUAGGAAAGGGUUUUCUCCUUUGGCCUGCUUUGACCUAGCAGUGGAAAAAUUCUGCAUGGAACCCGAUACCAUCCAGAAGGAUGCUGAGAUGUUGGUGGAAUGUGGUGGGCGGGUGGUGAGGUUCGUCUCCGGCCAGGAAACCUAUAAGAUUUCGGUCUUCUUUAAACAAGGCGAGGCCAAAUAUGAAGUCCACGUAGACAACUGGGAUGUGGUCAUGGAGCGUUUGCAGACUGGGGUGGAGGCGCUAAGCUUGGAGAACUUGUUGCGUGUGAAGAACAGGCUGAAACUCCAGAAAUGGCGGGAGCUAAGGUCUUGCCUGGAUGAAGCCGUUAGUCGGUUCUCCCAGGAACCCCGUUGCGUUCAGGAUAAUGCCAAAAUGUUGAUUACGACCAGUAAUGAGAAAGUUGUGCUGAUCUCUGGCAAAGGGGAGAACCUCAUCACAGUGACAUAUGGGUAUGGAAGGGUUGACUACAAGUUGGUAGAACGAGGCUGGUGGGAGGUGGCUGCCAGGGUCCUCCAAAAGAAAGAGACACAUACAACAGAACGUAUUUGAAAGACCGGCUCCACCAAACGCUUCCUAAAAAUAAAAAUAUGGAAGGCUGCAUCAAGGUGGUAAGCUUUGCCACUGACUUGGGUGUAUUUGUUAGCAUGAAUGUGGAAAAACUGCAGGCAUAUCACUUUACAGUUGUACCUUGGUUUUCAAACGCCUUGGGAGUCAAAUGUUUUGGCUCCCAAACGAUCAAAAACUGGAAGUGAUUAUUCCGGUUUUCGAAAGUUCUUUGGAACCCGAACAUCUGACGUGACUUCCGCAGCUUCCGAUUGGCUGCAGGAGCUUCCUGCAGCCAAUCGGAAGCCGCACCUCGGUUUCCGAACAUUUUGGAAGUCGAACGGGCUUCCGGAAUGGAUUCCGUUUGGCUUCCAAGGUACCACUGUAUAUAUAAGGCAGAGUUCCUCCAAGACCAGAAAGAGGGGAAGUUGGGCUGCCCUCAUGGUCUCCAACCUCUCAUAGGCCCUUGUGACGGGCAGGUGGAACAACCCACCUGUCAGUCACCCAAUGCCAUUAUGAUAUCACGUGGCAACUUCAAAAGGGCUCACUGAAAGUGAUGGAGAACGCCAGUGGGGAACUCCUUACUGUGGCCAAUCGCAGUGGGGCUUGCUGGCAGUGCCGAUCAGCUGAUCAGUGCCGUAAGCGAGCCCCACCUUCAAAGGAACAUUCGAGAUCUUGUUUUCAGCACUCUUUUAUUCAUUUGCAGCAGUGUCUGAGCAUGCACACACACGCAUGCAUGCACAAGCCUCUUGUCAAGCGUACUUCCCAGCCAAAGGAACCCACACGUCAGUUAUCGUUUAUUGUGAACACAGUUGCUUCUGCAUCCCUAUAUACCUGCACACAGCAAUCUAGCGUCUAGGCAGCUCUUCCCAGGUCUGCACUCUAUGGAGCAGUUGCAGCAACAGGGGGCCACUCCCUUCCAUCAGUUUAUGCGCCUACAUGCAGCUGGAGACUGCGCCUGCGUGGCAACGUCUGUGGGAUGUAACAUGUAGCAGUCAAGUACAACAUUUCCCUGUUUGCCCAGAGUGGACACACAGGGGAAUGUUACUCCAUCCAGGAGGACUUCCUGUCACACUUGUCUGGAGCAUCCUGCCCCUGCAUGUGACCCUGGGAGACCCCAUAAAAGUCUGGUCACUCAGCCACCUUCCCUUCUUCUUGACCUUCUUUCUUUCUCUUGAUGCUGUUCUCUGGAUGUCUUUUGCUGUCUGCUGGUUCUCAGCCAGCAGCACAUGGGCUCAAACCCCAUAUGGGGUGCACCCACACUCUCUUCUGUAACUAUAAGCUAAAGCCUGUCUUCAGGGCUCAUACUGUGAACUGGAUGUCAGUAAUCCUUAUCAUUCCUUAUAAAGUAGACUGUUGUGUCUUUAUUCUUUUUGUUGUUGCUGUUUAGUCGUUUAGCCAUGUCCGACUCUUCGUGACCCCAUGGACCAGAGCACGCCAGACACUCCUGUCUUCCACUGCCUCCCGCAGUUUGGUCAAACUCAUGCUGGUAACUUUGAGAACAUUGUCCAACCAUCUCGUCCUCUGUUGUCCCCUUCUCCUCGUGCCCUCCAUCUUUCCCAACAUCAGGGUCUUUUCCAGGGAGUCUUUUCUUCUCAUGAGGUGGCCAAAGUAUUGGAGCCUCAGCUUCAGGAUCUGUCCUUCCAGUGAGCACUCAGGGCUGAUUUCCUUAAGAAUGGAUAGAUUUGAUCUUCUUGCAGUCCAUGGGACUCUCAAGAGUCUCCUCCAGCACCAUAAUUCAAAGCAUCAGUUCUUCGGCGAUCAGCCUUCUUUAUGGUCCAGCUCUCACUUCCAUACAUCACUACUUAUUCUUUUUAGGAGGGAACAAAGGGGAUUUACCAGGAACAAAUCCAAUCUGGACAAGCCAGACUGGAUUGCUUAACUCAAGAGAUUCAAAUGAAUCUACCAACGAGCUUCCUGCGAUGUACAGGGAAUGUGCUCUGCUACUAACUCACUAGUAGCAAUAUAGCCUCUCCUACUAUCCGCAACAUGCCCACAACGUCCUCUGCUCAUCCCCUUUCAACCACCUCUUGGUUCUGGGACACAGUGGCUCAGGAGAGGGGAGGGAAGCACUUGACCCUCCGCUUGCCUGACCCGCUUCUUCCUCUUCUUCCUCAGACCCAUUCUGUGCUCCACCCUCCAUCUCUGAAGCUUCCCACAAAUCACCAACCCCCUCUUCCAAGUCAAAGUCCCGCCCCCUUCCCCCAGUGGACAGUCAUCAGCAUCCUGUCAGUCCCUGACGCCUCUCAAUUCCCCAUCCAGGAAAGCAAUAAGCCUUGUCCAAGUUCAAGGGCACAUUCCAGCAAGGCAGAAACACCCAAAAGAGUUUGCAAUGGAAGGUUGGUCAGGCGCUAUGCCUGGGGAGAGGAGGGCUGGCUGGGCAGUGGGUGUGACCUGAUGAGAGUCCCAAGGGCCAGCUAAAGAGGUCUGGGGGCCCAUAUUUCCAUAGUUGUCCACUUACAGAUUUGAAAAUAAGGGACCAGCAGCCUCGAAAAUAAGGGAUCAGCAGCCAAAAUAAGGGAUUUUCCGAGCACAGGUAUGUUCAACUUCUGAGCCCCUCCGAGCCAAAGGCAGAAAGCCCAGCCAGCAGCCAAACGAAGCCUCAAGCAGUGGUUCCCACAGCACAGCAACCCGGCAAAGGGGAUGCAGCAAGGAAAACCACCGUCACCUCUCCGCUGGGAAGCGCUGAGCAAAGGCGAGUCCCCAGGCAACACGGCCGAUUUGAUUGGCACAAGGCAUGCAAGCUCCACCCCCCAGUCGUUCUUAGACUCCUUAUUGGGUGAGCAACGCAGCCAAGCAACACAGUUGGAGCCUCCCUCCUCCCUGGCUGGCAGGGAGGGAGGGAGAGGAGCUGAUUCCUUUGAAAACCUGGAAAUUUAAGGGACAUCAUCAAUAAGGGACAGCAGUGGGACACAGUGCUGGGAUAAGGGACUUUCCCGCCAAAUAAGGGACGGUUGACAGCUAUGCAUAUUUCACCCCCAGACCUGUGGCUCUCAAUCCAUUGUCUACUCUUGGGCACGUGGUUUUUCCUGUGAAAAAGCUUUUGGGAAUGUAAUUCCCCCUGCCUGCCUUGGGAAAGUGGUUCAAACUAGUGCUGUUUGUGGAACCUGAUCUUUUCAAAUCCUGAUGUGAAUCGACCAGGGGCAUACGCACCCCCUGGACCCAAAUGUGUAUAGGAGCCUGAUUAUCUGUAUCCAAUUUCACUUUCCAAAUCUCCAGGUGCUGUUUCUUGGUUCAAAAAUUGUAUUCAAUAUGGUUUAGAAAUGCAUAUAUUGAAAGGCACGUACAUUUUCUAGGAAAUGCAUAUCGCAAUACUGAUUAAAUACAAAUUUCUAUU